Molecule: messenger RNA, 1670 nt
Organism: Myotis brandtii (Brandt's bat)
Lineage: Eukaryota; Metazoa; Chordata; Mammalia; Chiroptera; Vespertilionidae
Gene: MRO
Product: maestro
Exons: 8
Coding region: 374-1333 (319 amino acids)
Cellular component (GO): cytoplasm
Source: RefSeq, a predicted model, not a curated record
CAAUAAGUAAUUAUUGAUGAAUGGAUGUAUGCAGUGGUUGGAGAGUCCAGAGGAGGAGGAAUGAUGGGGUGAGGGAGGCUCCCAAAUUCUGCCUGUUACAUCCAGGUUUUUGGGUUGGUUUGUUUUAGCAACAAGUCAUUUAAAUUGUUGGGACUUUAAAUCAGUCCUUUCGGGACCUGCGGUGUUUGUUGAGCAGGAAGGGGCAGCAGCAGUUAAAGCUCCAGUUGCUGGUGCAGCCAUCAGUCACGAGGAGGCCGCUCGGCCUGGAACAAGGCGUCCCGUCCUCAGAUUAAACGCUGCUCCAACAGGAUUAGGGCGGGAAGCGGCGCAGCUGCGGCGCUGGCCCAGGCUGCCGGGAACCGUCCACUGAGCGAUGCCGCCAUCUAGCGGCGGCGCGGGGGACGGCACUGGGCAGAGCCGUUCCACUGGGUGCAGAAGAGCCUCAGAACCGCAGUCUUUCUUUAGAAAGUGCGGGCAUUCGGGGCUGGGAAAAUUGAGCCGAGUCAUCCCAUUUGGCUACCGUCCCAGAGCCGCAGUCCCCGGACCCGCGCACGCCAACACCUCUGCACGUGACGGCCGCAGCUCCAUGGACCAAACACAGAGAAGAAUCCUGGGCCAGCCCCUUUCUAUGCCCACCGCAUUGCCCAAGAAGAAAGGGACUCCAAUGAUGUCUUUCUUUUCCAAGGUCUCUUGGAAACUGAGGUUCCAGAAGAGGGAGCAUUUGAAGAAUGUGCUUUACAUCUUGGCAGAAAGAGCCCGGGACCCCAGUGCUAAAAAGCGUCACAUGGCAGUGAGAGGCCUGGGAACCAUGGCCUGUGAAAACCCCGACAAGGUGAGAAAGUAUAAGAAAGUUGUCCUAGACCUGCUGGUGCAUGGAUUGUAUGAUCCCAUGAGUUCGGAAGUCAUCCACGAGAGUCUGAAGACUCUGACCAUCAUCCUGGGCAAGAUCCAAGGGAAAGGUUUGGGCUCCUUCUUCAUAGACAUCACUCUUCAGACCAGGACUCUACUAGAUGAUGAGAAUGACAGCCUGAGAUACUCGGCCUUUGUCUUGUUUGGGCAAUUGCCUGCCUUUGCUGGGCGGAAAUGGAAGAAAUUUUUCACCAAUCAAGUUAAGCAGACUCAAGAUUCCCUCCUGAUCCAUUUACAGGACAGAAAUCCCCAGGUUGCCAAGGCUUGCAAAACCACAUUCCGAGCCUGUUCUCCCUACCUGAGGCAAAGGAAGGAGCGCAGCUUCCAGAGUGAGGACGAUCAAAGGAACCCCAAGCUCUGUAGGCAGCUGAGCCUCUACCAUCCCGAGCUCCUGCAGUACUUCUACGCAAAUAAGAUUCUGUAAACGCAGAGCCGCGGGGAAAUGCUUCCACGUGAGCAGAUUGCAGGAGGGCUGAUCUCUCCCUCUCCUAGCUCUUCAGAUGCUUCUGCCGGCCUCUUGCAAUUGCGAUAGAAAAGGGGGUGUUGGGAGAGCAGCUGAUGGCAAAGAGAAUACUGUGGUGUUGUAUGAUGAUGUCCAAAGCAAAGCUGAAGGCUUUCCCAUGUCCGUUUCUCCCCAUGCAAAUUUGAUGAGAAAGUCCAUACUUUCUUUAAUGCAUUUAAAGUUUAUGUUGAUUCAGUGCUUAUUUCUCAGCUUUUUCCUUAAGUUCAAUGCUAUCACAUCAUCUUUUUUUCUUCUUUUU